Molecule: messenger RNA, 1687 nt
Organism: Neolamprologus brichardi
Lineage: Eukaryota; Metazoa; Chordata; Actinopteri; Cichliformes; Cichlidae
Source: RefSeq, a predicted model, not a curated record
UCAGCCAUCCUACCUGUGGCAAUCACACGUUGAUUCUUCUCAACUAAUCACAAAGACAUCGGCACCCUUUAUCUAGUAUUUGGUGCUUGGGCCGGAAUAGUAGGAACCGCACUUAGCCUCCUAAUUCGGGCAGAAUUAAGCCAGCCCGGCGCUCUCCUCGGAGACGACCAGAUUUAUAAUGUAAUUGUUACAGCACAUGCUUUUGUAAUAAUUUUCUUUAUAGUAAUGCCAAUUAUGAUUGGAGGCUUUGGGAACUGACUAGUACCCCUUAUGAUUGGUGCACCAGACAUAGCCUUUCCUCGAAUAAAUAACAUGAGCUUCUGACUCCUUCCCCCCUCAUUUCUACUUCUCCUCGCCUCCUCUGGAGUUGAAGCAGGGGCCGGUACAGGUUGAACUGUAUACCCUCCCCUUUCAGGCAAUCUUGCCCACGCAGGACCUUCUGUUGACUUAACUAUCUUCUCCCUUCACCUAGCCGGGGUGUCCUCUAUUCUUGGUGCAAUUAAUUUUAUUACAACAAUUAUUAAUAUGAAACCCCCUGCCAUUUCUCAGUAUCAAACACCUCUCUUUGUGUGGUCUGUCCUAAUUACUGCCGUAUUGCUUCUACUAUCCCUUCCCGUCCUUGCCGCCGGCAUCACAAUACUUCUUACAGACCGAAACCUCAACACAACCUUCUUUGACCCUGCCGGAGGCGGAGACCCCAUCCUUUAUCAACAUCUGUUCUGAUUCUUUGGUCACCCAGAAGUUUAUAUUCUAAUUCUUCCCGGAUUUGGUAUAAUCUCACAUAUUGUUGCGUAUUAUGCAGGCAAAAAAGAACCCUUCGGAUAUAUGGGCAUGGUCUGAGCCAUAAUGGCCAUCGGCCUCCUAGGGUUCAUUGUGUGAGCCCACCACAUAUUUACCGUAGGAAUGGACGUAGACACACGAGCCUACUUUACUUCCGCCACAAUAAUUAUUGCUAUCCCAACCGGAGUAAAAGUCUUCAGCUGACUAGCCACUCUGCACGGCGGUUCAAUUAAAUGAGAAACCCCCCUCUUAUGAGCACUAGGCUUCAUUUUCCUGUUUACGGUAGGGGGCCUGACCGGAAUCGUCCUAGCCAACUCAUCCCUAGACAUUAUGCUUCACGACACAUACUAUGUUGUUGCCCAUUUCCACUAUGUCCUCUCAAUAGGAGCCGUAUUCGCCAUCGUUGCUGGCUUCGUCCACUGAUUCCCCCUAUUCUCAGGGUACACACUGCACGACACCUGAACUAAAAUUCACUUUGGGGUUAUAUUUGCUGGUGUCAACCUUACUUUCUUCCCACAACACUUCCUGGGCCUAGCUGGCAUGCCUCGCCGAUACUCCGACUACCCCGACGCCUACGCUCUUUGAAACUCGGUCUCUUCAAUUGGCUCAAUAAUCUCCCUAAUUGCAGUAAUUAUGUUUCUGUUUAUUAUUUGAGAAGCAUUCGCCGCUAAACGGGAAGUAUUGUCAGUGGAACUCACAGCAACAAACGUAGAAUGACUUCACGGCUGCCCUCCUCCUUACCACACCUUCGAAGAGCCGGCCUUUGUUCAAGUUCAGCAGGCUUGAUUAGACUACAAAAAACCUGCUGCCACCCCCUCAAACCCUCACUAACGAGAAAGGGAGGAAUUGAACCCCCAUAAACUGGUUUCAAGCCAGUCACAUAACCACUCUGUCACUUUCUUCAUAA